Messenger RNA from Rasamsonia emersonii CBS 393.64, 2520 nucleotides. RefSeq names its product SAM and PH domain protein. Gene Ontology annotation, molecular function: protein binding. The transcript has 3 exons. Bases 1 to 2520 code for a protein of 839 amino acids. Lineage: Eukaryota; Fungi; Ascomycota; Eurotiomycetes; Eurotiales; Trichocomaceae. The record is from RefSeq and is a predicted model, not a curated record.
AUGACAAGCAUUGAAGCGCUAGAAUGGGGUGCUGACCGUUCUAAGCAGGCUACUGAGACUCAUUCCCAACCCAGUCUGCAGAUGCUACAGACCUCGAGUCAAGUCCCUCUCUUCAAGGCGAGGACAACCAUUCCUCGACCGCUUUCUGAAGCAACUGAAAUAUUGGAUACGGAUUUCGAAUCGGAAUUUGAAGACGAGGAACUUGGUGACUCCCCGAGGAGGAGUGUUGGUUCUCUUGGUGCAGACAGUGUCACUACUGCAUCGACGCCGAGAGACGUUCCAACUCCUGACUCCGCGGGCCUAACCGCUUUCAACUUCCAUUUGGAUGAGAAGCCAGUCAAGGGACCUGUUGGACCACACCUGUUCCGGGCAUCCGUCGACUCUUCUGAUCUGAAGUCAUCCCUCGAGGUUGAUUUCGUCCUCGCUAAAACUCCCACUACUGCAACAUUCUUCGAUUCUGCUUCGAAACUGGAGCCUGAGAGGAAGGAUACCCCAUUGCCUGGUUACGUUGCGGACGAGACUCCACAGACACAGACAGAGCUCAAAUCAAUCAACAAGGAAGUUUCACAGCUUGACGAAGCCGAAGUCAGGAACUGGUCGCCACAAGAUGUCGUCACAUGGAUGCAAAAUGCUGGCUUUGAUGAUAGUAUCGUUGAGAAGUUUUUUAUCAACGACAUCUCAGGAGCGAUUCUCCUUGAACUCCAAGCAGAGGACCUGAAGGAGCUGGAUAUCCAUUCAUUCGGAAAACGCCAUCGUUUGAUGAACUCGAUUCAACAGCUUCGAAACAGCGUCAUGUCGUCUUCGGGCGACUCGCAAACGCCAGUACCAAAUGCACCCAACCGGGAUAAGAGUUCCGUUCCACAAGCAGCCAAGACAACUACGAGUAGUGAUGACACCUCGUCAAACAGCGAGGAAGAGAGGAAGGAGUCGAGGUCGAAAAAGCAUCAUCGACGUCGGCGCCGUGAGCACCGUCACCACCGACAUGAUCACGAGGACAUUGGCCCAGGUGACUCCGCGUCGAUCGUAGCGAUUGAGCAAAUAUUGCCCAAAAUCCACCGGUGCUCCAAAGGCGAAAACUGCCGGAAGUGGCAGAAGCAACAACGCAGGCUGGCGCGCCUGGCUAAAGAUUUGCCUAUCGACACCAUUACUGGCUCGACCAUCCUCACAGGCGACCCGGGAAACCCUGACACUGCACCAAACCUCCUCCAUGCUUCCAAGUCAGAAAAGCCAGAAUUGUCGCCUUCUGUUGUUGCUUCGUCUGACGUGCUCGGACCUGGUCAGACCCCAAAUGUCCGGUUGUGUGAGGAGAAGCUCAACGAAGUCCAACCGCGAGACCCUCAGGAGAAUGUCCGCCAAUUUCUCAACUUCCAACAUUUGAGCCGGUUACAGCCAGUCAAUGAUCCUGCAACUCCUCCAAGAGAGAUGUUUCCCUCGCCAGGAUCGGACUCCCCCGAUUCAGUCAAAACUAGCGCGUCUCUGGCCGAGAAUCUUCGCCAUCUCCCGAAACUGACUAUUCCAAACACACAAUCGUCCGUCACAGCUGCCAAUCUAUCUGCCAAUGUCUCCGCCCAGCGCACAGUUACACCGUCCAUUCUGCAGAAAAAGCCCAAUUUCACCCAGCCAAGUGGGCAUCAAGGUGGGGAGCAGGCACCGUUCACAUACGGACAAGACAUGUCUCCUGCAGACUUCUAUCGUUCUCCAUCCGAUUUUUAUCGUUCUCAUGAGCUUUAUCGCCAGGAGACUCCCUUCUCGGAGGUGGAUGUUCCUGUGACCGCCAUCCCUGCUGGCCCGAUUCCACGCGAAGUUUCGCAGUCGGUUCCUCCGAACAUGCGGUUUGGCCACGAUUAUCGUGCAAUGGCAGAUCCCAUUACUCGUCCGGCAUCUACCAAGGCAGAAAAUCAUCGCAGACGUCCAUCCCUGAAUGUAUGCAAUGGCCAGCCCCUUGAGCGCGUCGAUGAAGGUCAGGUUGCACCCAUAGAGACACCGGAGGAUCUCCAGACGACGCCACGCGCCUCGAGUGGACCUCGAACCCCGAACGACAUUCAACACAGUGGCUGGAUGAAGAAGCGUAAGACAACCCGCUUGCUGCGCCAUGAGUGGGAGGAGCAUCACUUCACUCUUCGGGGCACCCAGCUCGCCAUGUAUGAAGACGAGCAAGCAGCUCGUCGUGACUCGAAAGCGCUCGAAUAUAUCGAUGUCGACGACUACGCAGUUGCCUGUUCAUCGUUCGCUUCGCGCUCCAAGUUGACUGCAGCAUUCAAGAAGACUGUUCUCAAGCGCAAGGACACUGCUCAGGACGAGGCGGCGUUUGCGUUUUCGUUGAUCCCUACAUCAAACAGCAACAGUUCAUCCAUUGUCGACCGCAAAGCAUUCUUCUUGAACAACAACAAAGCACACCACUUUGCCGUCAAGACGAGAGAUGAGCGGAUUGACUGGAUGCGAGAGUUGAUGCUUGCCAAGGCACUCAAGCGAGGUAAAGAGAGCGGCGACGCGGUUAAAGUCAACGGAAAUGUCAUCUAG